GGGCGGCGGCGGCGGCGGCGGCCAAGUAAGGUCUCCUGGCUUCCUCCUGCGCCCGCGCUGCUGGUGCCGAGGAGCGCAGGGUCGCGCCGUGACGUGCGGGAGGCGCGGCGGGGGCGCCAGAUGGCUGAGAGCUAGCAAGGAAAUUUUAGGACCAUGAUGGCUCAGUUUCCCACAACUAUGAAUGGAGGGCCAAACAUGUGGGCUAUUACCUCUGAAGAGCGGACUAAGCAUGACAAGCAGUUUGAUAACCUCAAACCUUCAGGAGGGUACAUAACAGGUGACCAAGCACGUACCUUUUUCUUACAGUCAGGCCUGCCAGCUCCUGUUUUAGCUGAAAUAUGGGCUUUAUCAGACCUGAACAAGGAUGGUAAGAUGGACCAGCAAGAGUUCUCCAUAGCUAUGAAACUCAUCAAGCUAAAGCUUCAAGGCCAGCAGUUGCCUGUGGUUCUCCCUCCUAUUAUGAAGCAGCCUCCCAUGUUCUCUCCCUUAAUUUCUGCUCGUUUUGGAAUGGGAAGCAUGCCCAAUCUAUCCAUUCCUCAGUCAUUGCCUCCAGUUGCACCUAUAACAACGUCCUUGUCCUCUGCGACUUCAGGGACCACCCUUCCUCCGUUAAGGAUGCCUGCUCCCCUAGUGCCUUCUGGUAGCACAUCAUCAUUACCAAAUGGAACCGUCAGUCUCAUCCAGCCUUUAUCCAUUCCUUAUUCUUCUGCAACAUUGCCUCAUACGUCGUCUUAUAGUCUGAUGAUGGGAGGAUUUGGUGGUGCUAGUAUACAGAAGGCCCAGUCUCUGAUUGAUUUAGGAUCUAGCAGUUCAACUUCCUCAACUGCUUCACUCUCAGGGAACUCGCCCAAGACUGGAACCUCAGAGUGGGCAGUUCCUCAGCCUUCAAGAUUAAAAUAUCGGCAGAAAUUUAAUAGUCUUGACAAAAGCAUGAGUGGAUACCUCUCAGGUUUUCAAGCUAGAAAUGCCCUUCUUCAGUCAAAUCUUUCUCAAACUCAGCUAGCUACUAUUUGGACUCUGGCUGACAUUGAUGGUGAUGGACAGCUAAAAGCUGAAGAGUUCAUCCUGGCAAUGCACCUCACUGACAUGGCCAAAGCUGGACAGCCACUUCCGCUCACUUUACCUCCUGAGCUUGUGCCUCCAUCCUUAAGAGGAGGAAAGCAACUUGAUUCCAUUAAUGGAACUCUGCCUUCAUAUCAGAAAAUACAAGAAGAGGAACCUCAGAAAAAAUUACCAGUUACAUUUGAGGACAAGUGGAAAGCCAACUAUGAGCGAGGAAACAUGGAACUGGAAAAGCGACGCCAAGCCUUGAUGGAGCAGCAGCAGAGGGAGGCAGAGCGCAAAGCCCAGAAAGAAAAGGAAGAGUGGGAACGGAAACAGAGAGAACUGCAAGAACAAGAAUGGAAGAAACAGCUUGAACUAGAAAAACGCCUGGAGAAACAGAGGGAACUGGAGAGACAGCGGGAGGAAGAAAGGAAAAAAGAAAUAGAAAGACGAGAGGCAGCAAAACAAGAACUUGAACGACAACGUCGUUUAGAAUGGGAGAGAAUUCGUCGACAGGAGCUUCUCAAUCAAAGAACUAGAGAACAGGAAGAAAUUGUCAGGUUAAACUCCAAAAAGAAGAGUCUUCAUCUUGAGUUGGAAGCACUGAAUAGCAAACAUCAGCAGAUCUCAGGCCGACUUCAAGAUGUCCGACUCCGAAAGCAAACACAAAAGACUGAAAUUGAAGUUCUGGAUAAACAGUGUGACCUGGAAAUUAUGGAAAUCAGGCAACUUCAACAAGAACUUCAGGAAUAUCAAAAUAAGCUUAUGUAUUUGGUACCUGAGAAGCAGUUAUUAAAUGAAAGAAUUAAAAACAUGCAGCUUGAUAACACGCCUGAUUCAGGGAUCAGUUUACUUCAUAAAAAAUCAUUAGAAAAGGAAGAAUUAUGCCAAAGACUUAAAGAACAAUUAGAUGCUCUUGAAAAAGAAACUGCAUCUAAACUAUCAGAAAUGGACUCAUUUAACAAUCAACUAAAGGAACUGAGAGAAAGCUACAAUACACAACAGGUAGCCCUUGAACAACUUUACAAGAUCAAACGUGACAAACUGAAGGAAAUUGAAAGAAAAAGGUCAGAGAUGAUACAGAAAAAAAAACUAGAAGAUGAUGCUGCAAGGAAAGCAAAACAAGGAAAAGAAAACUUAUGGAAAGAAAGUCUUAGAAAAGAGGAAGAAGAAAAACAAAAGCAACUCCAGGAAAAAAAAAUACAAGAGAAAAUUCAAGAACAGGAACAGAAAGCUGAGGAGAAACAAACUAAGGGUGGAACAGCUUGUGCUUUGGUGAAUUAUAGAGCAUUAUACCCAUUUGAAGCAAGGAGUCAUGACGAGAUGAGUUUUAACUCUGGAGAUAUUAUACAGGUUGAUGAAAAAACCAUAGGGGAGCCUGGUUGGCUCUAUGGUAGUUUUCAAGGACAUUUUGGCUGGUUUCCAUGCAACUAUGUAGAAAAAAUUUCAUCAAGUGAAAAAGCUUUGUCUCCUAAAAAGGCCUUAGUUCCUCCUGCAUUGUCUUUACCUGCUACCUCAACUUCCUCUGAACCACUUUCUUCAAAUCAACCAGCAUCAGUGACUGAUUAUCAAAAUGUAUCUUUUUCAAACCUAACUGUUAAUACAUCAUGGCAGAAAAAAUCAGCUUUUACUCGUACUGUGUCCCCUGGAUCUGUCUCACCUAUUCAUGGACAGGGACAGGUUGUAGAAAACUUAAAAGCACAGGCCCUUUGUUCCUGGACUGCAAAGAAGGAUAACCACUUGAACUUCUCAAAACAUGACAUCAUUACUGUCUUGGAGCAGCAAGAAAAUUGGUGGUUUGGGGAGGUACAUGGAGGAAGAGGGUGGUUUCCAAAAUCUUACGUCAAGAUCAUCCCAGGGAGUGAAGUCAAGAGAGAAGAACCAGAAGCUGUGUAUGCAGUUGUAAAUAAGAAACCUACCUCUGCAGCCUAUACAGGUGGAGAAGAGUAUAUUGCACUUUAUUCAUAUUCAAGUGUAGAGCCUGGAGAUUUGACUUUCACCGAAGGUGAAGAAAUAUUGGUGACCCAGAAGGAUGGAGAAUGGUGGGCAGGAAGUAUUGGAGACAGAACUGGAAUUUUUCCAUCAAAUUAUGUUAAGGCAAAAGAUCAAGAGAGUUUUGGGAGUGCUAGCAAAUCUGGAACGUUAAACAAAAAACCUGAGAUUGCUCAGGUAACUUCAGCAUAUGUGGCUUCUGGUUCUGAACAACUUAGCCUUGCACCAGGCCAGUUAAUAUUAAUUCUAAAGAAAAAUGCAAGUGGAUGGUGGCAGGGGGAGUUACAGGCCAGAGGAAAAAAGCGACAGAAGGGAUGGUUUCCUGCCAGCCAUGUUAAACUUUUGGGACCAAGUAAUGAAAGAACUACACCUGCUUUUCAUCCUGUAUGUCAAGUGAUCGCUAUGUAUGACUAUGUGGCAAAUAAUGAAGAUGAGCUAAAUUUCUCCAAGGGGCAACUUAUUAACGUUUUGAACAAAGAUGAUCCUGACUGGUGGCAAGGGGAAAUCAGUGGAGUGACUGGUCUCUUUCCUUCAAACUAUGUUAAGAUGACAACAGACUCAGAUCCAAGUCAACAGUGGUGUGCUGAUCUCCAAACCCUGGACACCAUGCAGCCAGUUGAGAGGAAGAGGCAGGGCUACAUUCACGAGCUGAUCCAGACCGAAGAGCGGUACAUGGAUGACCUUCAGCUCGUCUUAGAGGUUUUCCAGAAACGAAUGGCGGAGUCAGGCUUUCUUGCUGAAGGAGAAAUGGCCUUGAUCUUUGUUAACUGGAAAGAGCUCAUCAUGUCCAACACCAAGUUGCUGAAGGCCUUGCGGGUUCGGAAGAAGACAGGAGGUGAGAAGAUGCCUGUGCAGAUGAUCGGGGACAUCCUGGCGGCCGAGCUCUCCCACAUGCAGGCUUACAUCCGCUUCUGCAGUUGUCAGCUGAAUGGGGCAGCCCUGUUACAACAGAAGACAGAUGAAGACACGGACUUCAAAGAGUUUUUAAAGAAGCUGGCAUCUGACCCUCGAUGUAAAGGGAUGCCCCUGUCAAGCUUCCUGCUGAAGCCCAUGCAGAGGAUCACCCGCUACCCUCUCCUCAUCAGAAGUAUUCUAGAGAACACCCCGGAGAGUCACGUAGACCAUUCCUCUCUAAAGCUGGCCCUCGAGCGGGCAGAGGAGCUUUGCUCUCAAGUGAAUGAGGGAGUUCGAGAGAAAGAAAAUUCAGACCGGCUGGAAUGGAUCCAGGCACAUGUUCAGUGUGAAGGUCUGGCUGAGCAACUUAUUUUCAACUCCCUCACCAACUGCCUGGGGCCACGGAAGCUUCUGCACAGUGGGAAAUUAUAUAAGACCAAGAGCAAUAAGGAACUGCACGGAUUCCUCUUCAAUGACUUCCUGCUUCUUACCUACAUGGUCAAGCAAUUUGCUGUUUCCUCGGGCUCUGAGAAACUUUUCAGCUCUAAAUCCAAUGCCCAGUUCAAAAUGUAUAAGACACCCAUUUUCCUGAAUGAAGUCUUGGUGAAACUGCCCACAGACCCUUCCAGCGAUGAGCCUGUCUUCCACAUUUCUCACAUUGAUCGGGUCUACACUCUCCGAACAGACAACAUUAAUGAGAGGACAGCCUGGGUCCAGAAGAUCAAAGCAGCCUCUGAGCAGUACAUUGACACUGAAAAGAAGAAACGAGAGAAGGCAUAUCAAGCCCGCUCUCAAAAGACUUCCGGCAUCGGGCGUCUGAUGGUGCAUGUCAUUGAAGCCACAGAAUUAAAAGCCUGUAAACCAAAUGGAAAGAGCAACCCAUACUGUGAAAUCAGCAUGGGCCCCCAGAGCUACACCACCAGGACCCUCCAGGACACGCUGAAUCCCAAGUGGAAUUUUAACUGCCAGUUCUUUAUUAAGGACCUUUACCAAGAUGUGCUGUGUCUCACCAUGUUUGACAGAGACCAGUUUUCUCCAGAUGAUUUCCUGGGUCGUACUGAAGUUCCAGUGGCAAAAAUUCGAACAGAACAGGACAGCAAAGGCCCUACGACCCGCCGACUCCUGCUGCACGAGGUCCCCACGGGGGAGGUCUGGGUCCGCUUUGAUCUGCAGCUUUUUGAGCAAAAAAAUCUCCUAUAGGGGCUCGGGAGACACAAGGAGGUUUGCCCCCCAAGGCUGGGGCUGGAGAGGGACGGACUGUGCUCACCCUGGGCUGAAGGAGCAUCACGCAGCUUCAUCCAUGCCACACACGCCAGGACCCUCUAUUUUAUUGUGCACUAAAUCGCUAGCAAUCUAUGCAAAUAUGAUCUUUCCUAUAAAUAAACCAAACCCAUAGCACAGUGCCUUGUAUUAGUGUUCACACCUUCAGUUGUGUUUAGAUGCCAGGGUUUCCAUUUUCAGGGCUAUCAAAAGUAUUACGUGGAAAUGAGGCAUCAGAGCACGGACGUUACCACUUGCUUGAAUGUGUCCAUCGUGGAGUGGUUUUGGUCGCACUGUAGCUAGCCAUUCCACCGCGUGUGAUCUCUGCUGGGUCACAGCCACUCAGGAGGCGAAGUAUUGGGACGAAAUGCCGAGGCCUCGGCGCUUGAGCAGCCUGAUACUGAAAUAGUGUCUACUCUGCACUGAAUAAAACCCAGAAACUUGAUCAUUUUAUUCCUGAUUAGAUGUUAUCAUUCUCUGCUGAGACAAUAUAGUUUGAGAUCUAAGGGGGAAAGCUCGAUUUACUUUAAAUACUGUGAACUCUAAUGAUGUGGAAAAAUAUUUUUCAGUUUUCUGAAGUAUAAAUUAUUUAUGUAAGUUCCCUGUUUUUCCGUAUUUCAUAGGACAUGCAUCUUUAAGCUUUGUCAUUGCCAAUAUGUACAGAAAGAAUUAAAAUGUAAGUUUAUGAAUGCAACUGCCUCUCAAGCAUGGCCGGUUUACUUUCUAUGUGCAAAGCUCUUAAAGGGAAACCCCAGAGGCUGCUGAUAACGAAACCAAACCUCCUUUCUGGUUCAGUGGGAGAAGCCGGAGAUGGGGGUCGGUGACCCAGGGCCCGUCAUGACUCCCAGUAACUUGUUCUGUGACUUUGGCGACUUUUCCUAACGUUUCUGGGCCUCAGUUUCUUUGAGUGGGUGAUCUCUGUGGAAACUACACUCACCCUUCUGAGCAUUUCUGCUCGCCUGUUGAGUAGGAACCUCAGAGGUAGCAUCCCAGUAAAGAAAAUGCACAGGGAGUGAGCAUCACUCAGCAGAUCCGUUAGGUCCCCGGCUCCAGAAGCACCCAUCUUUCCUCCUGGCUCUUUGUCCCCAUGCCUAUCAGCUUCUUGUUCAGCCUCUGAAUUUUGAAAUGUGGAAGUGUUUGGAACGUUAGUAAAAAUAAGGUCUUAUACAUGAAGUCCCCGGAGUGAUGAGUGAAGCUGGAGGAAGAGCUGUCUUUGGGAAGGAACCCCUCAGGUUGCAGGAACCCUGAUUCCAAAGGGGCAGGUCUCCUCAGAGCAGCUGGAGGCAUGGGAAGGAUCCAGUGUCCCAAGGGCUUGGGCUUCCACCACAGCCCCUCUUUUUGUACAAACAUCAUCACUGGGCAAAGAAGAGCUGGACGUUAUAGUUCAGUAGGUUCAAAGAUCUUUGUUUUUAAAUCCAUCACCUACUCAUCCCAAUAUCGAUCCUGGGCACUAAUUGGUUAAAACACAGACCUAAAAAUGCCACCGUGUCAAAGGAGACAGCACUCAGUAUCUGAAACCAAAACACAUCAAUUAAAGGACAGCUUGGCCUUGAAUAAAGCAAACUGUUGGUCUUAUGUAGGGUUUGGGAAGUAUGUUUUUUGUUGGCUACGAGGAGGCAGGUGUGGUUGAUGUUCCGGGGAGUAUGCCUCUGAUGGGCUGACUUUCAGAGCAUGAGGCUGCCCUUGAUGAAUUCAACCAAAAAUCAAACCUGUUGCUGUCAAUUCCAACUCAUAGAGACCCUACAGGAGAAGUAGAACUGCCCCAUAGGGUUUCCAAGGAGCGGCUGGUGGAUUCAAACUGCUCACCAUUUGGUUACCAAACAAGCUCUUAACCACUGUGCCACCAGGGCCCCACUGAUGGAUUAAAACCCACUGCCGUCAAGUUGAUUCCGACUCAUGGUGACUCCAUAGGGUUUCUAAGGCUGUAAACAUCUAUGGAAGCAGAUUGCCACAUCUCUUUUCUGCGGAGUAGCUGGUGGUUUUAAAACAGCAGACCUUUCAGUUAGCAAUCGCUUUAACCACUUCACCACCAGGGCAUGGAUUCCAAAAAAAAAACCAAACCUGUUGCCGUCGAGUUGAUUCCGACUCAUAGUGACCCUAUAGGACAGGUUAGAACUGUCCCACAAAGCUUCUAAGGAGCCCCUGGUAGAUCUGAACCGCCGACUUUCUGAUUAGCAGCCGUAAAACUUAACCACUACACCACCAGGGUUUCCAGGCAUGCCUAAAACAAGUUCUGAUCAUAGCUACAGAACAAUCCUUUUCACAGAAGUGCAAGCACUUUAAUUCUCACUAGGAUGAACUAUGGCUAAUGCCAUUUCUUUGUCUCUAGAUACUUCAGGUUCUUUGGUCAGAUUUAGGACAACCUCAACUGCAGUCUCUGGGGGCCUGCAAGAUCUGAGUCAAACAGCUUUGAUGAUGCUGCGGAGAAUGUUUAAGGUCAGAACACUCAGCAACCCCGGUCACUCCUUUUGACCUUGGAACACAGGUCCACUCCUUAAGAAAUCAAGUUCUCUCCUGGCUGUACUGUGAGGUGAUUUCCUGGAGGGUGUGGGGAGGGAGAGGAAGGCACACCCUCAAGGACCAGGUAAAAGACAAGGGGAGGGGCUGAGCACACGUGCUCCACACGCCCUGGAAACCUCCCCUCUGGUGAGCAGUCCCCAGCAAGCCCUCCAUGCUCUCUGGGAUCAGAUGUUGUGGGGGGCUGAGGGGAACAACACGCCCCGAAGGAGACCCAAAUUCUUAGCAGUGGGUCAGCAUUACAAAGACUGUGUGGUGCUCUAGUGGAAUGAGCGUGUGCUUUGGCACCAGAGGGACCAGAAUUGGAACAGAACACUGUCAUGUUCAAGCCAUGGGGUUGACCUUGGGCAAGUCAUUGAACCUCCCUGAGCUUCCUGUAUUGGAGGAUAAUAAUAUGAUCUUGCUGUUAAAAUGUUUAAAUGAAUAUCAGAUACCGCACACAGUUCUUGGUUUAUAACAAACCCACCCAGUGCCGUUGAUUUGAUAACAGGAGCUCAAUAAACAGUAGCUAUUAUUUUUCUGAAAUUUCUUGAACUAUCUCUUGGCUUCUUGAGAGGGGGACACGUUACUGCACGCUGAAGUUCAAUGAAGCUUUAUUGCAGACGCCUUCCUUACAGAUGGCACAACUCGAAGCUGCCCGGGCCGGCCCCCACCUGCAGCGAGGCCAGGUGUUUCGCCAGGACCUCCGCUGUCAUGACUCUUCUUUCUACAGACUGUGCCCCCCCUCCACGAUGGCGUUCCCCAGCCGCCCAAGAUCGGGGUCUCUGCUGUCUGGCUCCUAAGACCUAUUGAUGGAAGAGAAUUGCUGAGUAUGGUGUAGGGAAGGGGGGCUUAUGGGUGCAGGGAGGAACUCCCUCCCCCGCCCCCCAAUCCCACCACACACUCAGCCCUCCUCCCAGAGCUGAGAUACUCAUUGCGUUUCAAGCAGGUUCCUAACGAACUCUCUCACACUGGUUUCAGCAGCUCUCAGACAAGGCCUUCAAUAUCUUUGGACUCCACAUAGUACUAACACCAUGGACGGCAGAAAGAACUAUGCAUGCCCCCCUGCCACGGUGCUCAGACCAGCCAGGGACUACUUUGCCAGUGCCCCCACCCCCUACAGUCGGCAACCAAGCAGAAAAACCAAACCCGGUGCCGUCGAGUUGAUUCCAACUCAGAGUGACCCUAUAGGGCAGAGUAGAACUGCCCCAUAGGGUUUCCAAGAAGCGGCUAGUGGAUUUGAACUGCCAACCUUCUGGUUAGCAGCUGAGCUGUUAACUACUGCACCAUCAGGGCUCCACAGUUAGAGAUGGCCAUGUGAAAUAUGAGAGGCAGUGACAUUUGCCCCCCGGGCUGGCCCACAUAUACCUCCCAGGGCAGAACUCCAAGAUCUCUUCCCUUUUUAGGCUGACAGGAAUAAGUCCCCCAGGGCAACCUUGGAAACCAAGUUCUGAAGGUGACAAAAGUUCUAUCAUCCCAGGUCCUGAAGACUGUGUGAAAGGGACAGCCUGCUGGCCUAAUGACCCACCCAGUGCUGGUACGAGAAAGAAACGUCUGAGGUUAAGCCAUUGUCCAUCUUUUGUAUCUAUGGUAAGAGCAGUUAGCUGACCCUAACAUAGGCUGGAGCCCUGGUGGCAUAGUGUUCAAGAGCUCAGCUGCUAACCAACACAGGGGUCACAGUGACAACAGCCACAUGAAGAGCUGAUGAAGGGGCUCCCUUGUGCUCUCAGACUGAAUUGUGCUCAGAGGAAAACACUCCAAGGUGGUGGUAACUUAACACAUGAGGAGAAUCCUCUCCUCUCUGAGACUGGGGGGAGCAAUGGGAUCAGGUAGGUUGGGUCACAAAAAAUAUCUAACAAAGUUUUCAAGCUAGAGAGAAGGAAUAGUUCCUCAUCCUGUGUGUGUGUGUGUGUGUAAACAGUUGGUGAAAGGAGAAAUGCAAAGAUCUACUGGGCAGGUUAUCAACUGACUCACUACCAAGUGGGGGUGCUAUAACCCCCCUAUGGCCUGCCCUGGGAGGGUCCUAAACCCCAGGCCUCAGGUGACAGGGUGAAUGAGAGAGGAUGGAAGGGAGAGAGAAAUGCGCUCAGACCGGGAGUUGUAAAUUGUGUCAGCAAAACUGUGAGCUCUGGAGAAAAAAAGUGUGUGCUCAGAAAAUUCCUGCAUGUUUACAAAAUACCUUCUUAAUAGAUGGAUUAUUACUUUGCCUCUAAUUUUUUUAAGUAUAAAUUCCUUUUUAAAAAUUCUCGCCUAUUACGGCUGAACUAAGGAGCAUGAAAUUUUGGUCUGGCUUGGAUGUCAUAAGCAGUAAAUGGAAGAAAAAUGGCAGGAAGGCAAAAACUCAGGGAAAGGAGGGGCAGCUCCACCCUAGCCAGGAUUCCCCACCAGUUCCACAUGCGGAGACAGUCAGCCUGUGAUGGUACAGUCAGUCUUCUACUUUCCUGAGUUGCUUCACAUAAGGCCUCCCUGCCAAAGGUGCCCACUUAUGCAGCCACACGAAGCCCAGAACAAUCCCACCAUUUCUUCUGAGUAAAACAAAUGCUCCCUUCUGCCUCCACUUUUUCACUCCCUUGUUUGCCUACUGCCUCCACUGCCCUGAAGAGCCUGUCAGGGAAGGAGGAAACCAUCAAUGGCUGGGACUUUGGAGUCAAUGUAACUAUCUUGUGGGCGCAGCAAAAUUGUGCUGUCCCGGCCCCUGCUCCCCCAGACCUCUGCUCACCUGACCCUUCUUCUCAUCUUUUCUAUUCUCCUGGUUGAGCUUUGAGAAAUAAAACUGCCUUUCGAAAGCAGUCUGACUUAGGUCAGUUGUUUUUUUCUCUUUAUCAGACAGAUGUUUCUUUUCUACACAGGUUAGCUUUUCAGGUCUGCAAAGAAAGAAUUAACUCAGUACAAACUUGUAUCAUUCAGUAAUUGUCUGAAAUUUAAUGAACUCAAUACUCUUAUGAAAAGAUCGAAUAGACACCAUCACUUGGGAGCUGUCUGUCCCACCUCCAUCCCUUUUGGCACAACCCUCAAGUAGACAGUGAGUGAGUCUUGGGCCGUUCUGGUGGUGGCUGAGUGGACCACCAAUGGGCACCUGGUCCAAGCUAAGGGGGUCAGAGGCUCAAUCCCUAAGCUGUAGUGGGGCAGCCUCUGAGUGCUCGCUCAGAAAGCCAGGCAGGGCUGGGGCAUCAUUUCCCAGCACCCACAUGAAAAAGCCGGUGUGCAGGGAAUGAGAAAUGAAGCAGGUUCACAAAAAGAAGCAAUGUGUCCCGAAGAGGAAGGGGCUGGCCUCUUGGUCCCCCAAGCAGUUUGGCUUUCUUCUUGGCCUUGGCUUCCAUGACACACAGGUGCCUUCUAACAUACAUAGCCCUCCCCUCUCCUUUUUUUUUUUUUGCAUGUGCUUGAGCAAAGCUCUGUUUUUUAUAAUCAAACUGUCCCUGUCUAAUAUAUAGCCACCUUGCUCUGAAGUCCCUUUCCUACACUGUAAAAAUGGCAUGGAGGAAGACGGCAGAAUACACAGACGCUUCCGUCGAGCCCUCUUUACGACAAAGACCCAAAAAAACAAGUGAAACGAGUAUAUUUGUGACAAGCUGGGAGCCCUGAGCAUCAAAGGCAAGCUCAGACAAUGAACUGAGGGGCAGGGGGAGGAAGAGGCCGUUCAGAAGUGGAGAGGAGUUACCGGACCUAAAUCGCGGGGAGCCCUCAGGCACCAAUCCCGGAGCAGCAGCGGCGGCGGCGGGCUGGUACUAGUGUUGGGCCGCAGUUUCCUCAGGAAGAAGCAGCCAGCCACACAGCCUACUCACACCUCCAGAACCUGAGGAAAACGGUGCUCUCGGCAAAAGCUAAGUACUUGUGUAUAUUUUACCGUGCCCCCCCACCCCCCAGCCAGCUUCAGCGGCUGAAUCCCUGGGCCUGAAAUAGACCCUGGUGAGCACCUAGAGCCCAUCCUCCCGGCCUUGGGGAAGGAAAAAAUUUGCAACUGGGGGGAAAAGAUAAUUUGCUAGCUCCAUUAACUGGGGGAGCUCAGGAUAUAAACGGCUCCUGUCCAGGCAUAAGCCGUUCGUGGACCUUGAGCACCUUUCCCUUCUGCAUGGAAAUGUGUGGGCCUAUUUCGGGAGAAUGGGCCCUUGUUGGCAAACUCCAACCAUUUCAGCUGUGCGGUGGUGAGGUGGGUGUUUGACGUCUAACAUUGCUUUGUCUAUUAAACAAGGUCCUCACCUACCCACAUCAGGGACCUAAGGACUGGUAGCUCCACUCAGAUCACCCAGCCACCCCUGACAGGGGUCCAAAGAUAACUGGUACCUCCCAGUCCUUACAACCAAAAACUUUGGGUGCCCAUGGUCCCUCUGCAGAACCCAACCACCAGCACACUCUAGGGAACAGGGUUGCGUUUUCCUCAGAGACACUCGGGGAUUGGUUCUCAGCCCCCUGCCUUGUUCAGAGCAUGACCCCCUGCUGCAAUCAGAUACCGGUAUAUACGCCAAUCACCCCUGCCCCUCUAAGACUGUAGGACAGAGCCUGUACCACACACUUGAUGAUCAGCAACCUGGAAAACUGAGCUGAAUUCAUACAAGAAAAGUGAAUGGACUCCUAGACUGAUAUACCUAAUAACAGCUCUAGCCAGCUGGGGACAGGACACUAGAGCUCCAAAGGCAAAAAUAAUCAAGCUAGCUCACUCAAGCAACCCAUAGGGGUAUACCAAAACAAAACAAAGCAAGCAGCUACAACACAGUAAGCAAGCAUAAACUAAUACAAUAACUUAUAGAUGGCUCGGAGACAACAGUCAAUAUCAAGUCACAUAAAGAAACGGACCGUAAUCACCUCAACAGGCUCUCAAAACAAAGAAUCCACGGAUCUUCUAGAUGAAAGUGCAUUCCUGGAAUUACCAGAUGCAGAAUACAGAAGUUUAAUAUACAGAACCCUUCAAGACAUCAGGAAGGAAAUGAGGCAACACACAGAACAAGCCCAGGAACACAAAGAUAAAGCAACUGAAGAAAUUAGAAAGAUUAUUCAGGAACAUAAUGAAAAGUUUAAUAAACUAGAAAAAUCCAUAGACAGCAAUCAGAAAUUCAGAAGAUUAACAAUAAAAUUACAGAAUUAGAUAACUCAAUAGAAAGUCAGAGGAGCAGAAGUGAGCAAGUAGAAGCUAGAACUCGAAGAUAAAUCACUUGGCACUAAUAUAUUUGAAGAAAAAUCAGAUAAAAGAAUUUUUAAAAAAUGAAGAAACCUUAAGAAUCAUAUGGGACUCUAACAAGAGAAAAUAACCUAUGAGUGAUUGAAGUACCAGAACUGGGAGGGAUAACAGAAAAUACAGAGAAAAACUGUUGAAGAUUUGUGGGCAGAAAACUUCCCUGAUAUUGUGAAAGAUGAGAAGAUAACUAUCCAAGAUGCCCAUUGAACUCUACAUAAGGUAGAUCUUAAAAGAAAGUCACCAAGAUAUAUUAUAGUCAAGCUUGCCAAAACCAAAGAUAAAGAGAGAAUUGUAAGAGCAGUUAGGGAUAAACGAAAAGUCACCUACAAAGCAGAGCCAGUAAGAAUAAGCUCGGACUACUCAACGGAAACCAUGUGGGCAAGAAGGCAAUGGGAUGACAUAUUUAAAAUACUGAAGGAAAAAAAUUGCCAGCUAAGAAUCAUAUAUCCAUCAAAACUGUCUCUUAAACAUGAAGGCAAAAUUAAGACAUUUCCAGAUAAACACAAGUUCAGGGAGUUCGUAAAAACCAAACCAAAAGUACAAGAAAUACUGAAGAGAAUCCUUUGCUUAGAAAAUCAAUAAUAUCAGGUAUCAACCCAAGACUAGAACACUGGGCAGACGAACCAGAAGUCAACCCAGACAGGGAAAUCCAAAAAAACAAAGAUUAAAAAAAAAAAAAAAAGCCCAACACAGG
Messenger RNA from Loxodonta africana (African savanna elephant), 13553 nucleotides. It is a transcript of the gene ITSN2, whose product is annotated as intersectin 2. Gene Ontology annotation, molecular function: protein binding; calcium ion binding; guanyl-nucleotide exchange factor activity. Lineage: Eukaryota; Metazoa; Chordata; Mammalia; Proboscidea; Elephantidae. The transcript has 39 exons. The coding region runs from base 154 to 5130 and encodes 1658 amino acids. Gene Ontology annotation, biological process: endosomal transport; positive regulation of Rho protein signal transduction; clathrin-dependent synaptic vesicle endocytosis. The record is from RefSeq and is a predicted model, not a curated record. Gene Ontology annotation, cellular component: plasma membrane; cytoplasm; presynaptic membrane.